Molecule: messenger RNA, 562 nt
Organism: Laetiporus sulphureus 93-53
Lineage: Eukaryota; Fungi; Basidiomycota; Agaricomycetes; Polyporales; Laetiporaceae
Exons: 3
Coding region: 89-475 (128 amino acids)
Source: RefSeq, a predicted model, not a curated record
CACGCUUGAAGAAGUUGACAGUUCGUGGAGUUUUUCAAAUGUCCGUCGCAAGAUCUACGAGGAGGAGCAUCUGUGGGACCUUCACAGCAUGGUCCCCAGCGAUAUAGACAUGUACACUCCUGGCCAACUGACGUUGGAAGAUGUUACACAUGAUGACAUGUCCCUUCAUGUCAAGACGGCUAUCGAGGGUUUGAAGCCCAUUUACGCGCUUGAUAAAGUCAGCGACAUCUUUAAACAACCGAUCCCGGAUGAUAAGUUGGUUCGUCUUGUGUUCGUGGCACGUCGUCCUCAGCUCGUGGCACAUCCCCCAGGUGCCAAUCGCAGCGAGCUCGGUCAACAAAUUGUCAUCGCCGACCCCAUUGACCAAUAUAGCAUAAGCUUCAUUGAAGCAGGUGCCCAAGGAACAUUUACCGCCGGAGACAUGGGUUCAAAUAAAAUAUGCUACUGGCAGACGGCCCUUCCCCACUUCGUCUAGGAACUCAAAGCGUGGUUGAGCACAGACAGACGGAUCACUACUAUUGUUCAAAGCUCAUCAACUGGGGCUCCAGUGGUGACGCUUGCG